Messenger RNA from Papilio machaon (common yellow swallowtail), 373 nucleotides. RefSeq lists its product as uncharacterized. The transcript is spliced from 3 exons. Lineage: Eukaryota; Metazoa; Arthropoda; Insecta; Lepidoptera; Papilionidae. Bases 17 to 373 code for a protein of 118 amino acids. The record is from RefSeq and is a predicted model, not a curated record.
AAAUUUCAAAGCCAAUAUGGUGCCGUGGAACCAAAUAUUUGCACAGGCGUUGGGCUUUAGACUGAAUUGGGAUGAUCCACCAGAUUCCUUUCAUCCGUAUCAUCAUCUGUAUAGACGAACUGCUUAUAGCCACUUGGAAACAUUGUUAGAUAGGAACGGUUUGGAUGGUUUCCAAUGCGUGCGUCGUGCAAUUUGUGAGAUGGACAGAAUUUCGCAACCUAGAGGAAUCUACUGGAAAAUUUUAAAAAUGGUUUUUAGGAGGCAAUCAUCAGAUACUGACAAAUGGCACAAUAAAACUGAACAAGACUGUACCACCUCUAUCACUUCAUGUCCCUUCUCAAUGCUGGAAGUGUCGACGUAUACCGACUAUUAA